UAGUAACCCACCACACAGCCGUUCUUUCAAUCAAUAUACAUCAACUCAUUGGAUUAAGAAGCAGCUAGGAGAAAUUUCGUCAAAACACAGAAUGGAAGGUUUACCAUUUUUACCUGGAAAUAGUUUUUCUGAUCCAGCAAAGUCAAGAUAUCACUUACCCCAUACUCUUGGUUACCAAAAUGGCUAUGCCCUACAAAAGAGGCCAGAGCUGGGAGUUGGUGGAGUUCCUUUGCCUAAGAACCAACUCUCAGAGGAAGAACUUGAUGAGCUGGCCAACUUCAAACCAACACUAACCUAUGGCCAGGCAAAACAAGCACCACCAUCUGACUUUGUACCAGCUCAUGUAGCUUGGGACAAAAAGGUAUUGCUGUUCAGAGGUUACUUCAAGCAGACCGUCCAUGAAUCCCCGGGAGAAUAUUUCCGUGUGCGUCCAGUCAACAUCUACUAUUACCUGGAAGAUGACAGCAUCUCCGUGGUGGAACCUCAUGUAGAGAACAGUGGAAUGCCACAAGGCAAACUGAUCAAACGCCAGCGGCUGCCAAAGAAUGACCAGGGAGACAACUGGCACUGGAAAGAUAUCAACCUUGGCCAGAAUAUCACGUUCUACGGCAAAGUUUUCCACAUCACAGACUGUGAUCAAUGGACAAGGGACUUCUUAGACAGUGAAGGCAUCGUGGUGAAUGAACCUGAGCAGCUGCCUCUGGAUCCUUACACGGAGGAGCGCAGAGUACGUGCUGAACUACGAACCUAUGAAACACCCUCAUCCUUUGACAAACUUAAACAGUUUCUGGAACUUGAUCGCAAAGUUCUCCGCUUCUUCUGUGCUUGGGACGACAGGGACAGCAUGUUUGGACAGAUGAGACCUUUCAUUUUACAUUAUUAUCUAGUGGAUGACACCCUGGAGAUACGCGAGGUAAGAGAACCCAAUGAUGGACGUGACCCAUUCCCUGUCCUGAUUGGACGCCACAAGGUCCCUAAAGAUCGCUACAACGUGGAAUCCUCUUUCCCUGGUGUUGUCAUGGAGCUGACCAAUAAUGAGAUCAAGGAGUAUUUCACGCCCCGUGACUUCAUGAUCGGUGAGACAGUGUACAUCUACGGCAGGCGUUUCCUGAUCUACGACUGUGAUAACUUCACCAAAGCCUUCUUCUACCAAAACUUUGGGAUCUCUGACUUCCCCACGGUGGACGUGAAGGGAAGAGCCAAGGAUGUACCCAAAAUGGAAAUCCCGCCAUACAACCAGUUUGGUUCCCUGGAAGACUCCCUGCAAUCUUGUCUGUCUCUCAUUCCACAGCCGCCCAAGAAAGAUUUCAUCAAAAUGUUGGAGAAUGACCACAAAGUGCUCAGAUUUGAGGCAAUACUGGACUCUGUGAAGCCAGAAGACAAGGGACGGCGGUUCAUUCUUUCCUACCGCCUAGCAGAUGACAUGAUGACCAUCUACGAACCCCCAGUGAGGAAUUCUGGGAUUAUUGGAGGAAAAUUCCUGGAACGUACACGAGUUGCCAAACCCAACAGUACCCCUGACCGUCCUGUGUAUUAUGGUCCUGCUGACCUCUGCCUUGGGUCCACCAUCGAGGUGUUCAAACACCGCUUUGUGAUCACAAACGCUGACGAGUACGUGCUGAAGUAUAUGGAAGAACACUCCAGUCAGUUCCCUGAGACAACCAUCAACUCCCUGAGGGCGACCCUGGGGAAGGGAGCCAGCGCCCAGGAGACAGUCAAGGGAGGAGACAUGAGGGUGAAGAGGGCUCCUGGAGACUUGGAGAAUCUAGUGCGUGAGGUGAAAGCUCAGCUGAAGAAGAUCGCCAUCACAGGCCGUCAGAGGAUAGACGACCUGUUCCUGAAGUACGACACAGACAGAUCUGGCUACAUUGACAAAGACAAGCUGAAGUACAUCUGCAAACAGAUACAGCUGCCACUGGAUGAUGAUGUCAUGGAUGCGUUGGUGGCGCAGUGUACAAGAGAUGCCGAGGGCAAGAUAAGCUUAGAGGACUUCAGAACUUUUUUUGAGAGCACGUAAAUAGGACCUCAACAACUCUACUAGGCUAAAAACUUUUUAACAAGAAAAAUGUGGAAAAUACUAUUGGCAUGCUGCUGAGAUUGUUCUUUAUGGGUUGAAGAUUGUGUAGUAUUGUUCAUGGAGGAGAAUUAAAGAAAAAGACAGUGUAUCAUUAUUGAAAUGAAUCAUAAAACACUGAUAUUGCAAGAAAAUAUAGCAAUUGGUUCUUAAUUUACACUUUAUUUUUUGAAAACAUAUAAACUUAAGGCAUCUUGAGCCAGGACUUUUUCCUUGUCCAAGAGUUUUCACUGACAGCAUUUAAUGUUGUUGUGAUGAAAGUUUGCAAUAGAAAUAAUAUAUUUUUCAGACUUCUUCACAUCUCAAGUGUAUAUUAUUGUGUAAAAUACUAGCUCUGUGUUGCGACAGAUGGUGUACAUAUUUAGAAUAAAUGAUAUACAGUGAAUAUUUA
This is a messenger RNA of Lingula anatina, 2465 nucleotides long. RefSeq names its product EF-hand domain-containing protein 1-like. Gene Ontology annotation, cellular component: mitotic spindle; axoneme. The record is from RefSeq and is a predicted model, not a curated record. Gene Ontology annotation, molecular function: calcium ion binding; alpha-tubulin binding. NCBI's taxonomy places the organism in Eukaryota, Metazoa, Brachiopoda, Lingulata, Lingulida, Lingulidae. Gene Ontology annotation, biological process: mitotic spindle organization; cilium-dependent cell motility; mitotic cytokinesis.